GCCGCGUCCUUCCCUGCCUGCUCUUCACCCUCCUUCUCUAUCUCGCCUGGCAGGGCUAUGGCCGCUUCCGAUGCCGGUCGGCACCCGCAAAAUGUUGGCUGUCGAACUUUGUCCUUGUCUGCACAUGUUGGGUUUGAUAGCUUACCUGACCAGCUGAUUAGGAAAUCCAUCAAGCAUGGCUUCUGCUUCAACGUUCUUUGCAUUGGGGAAACUGGAAUUGGGAAAUCAGCCUUGAUGAGCAGUUUGUUUAACACCAAUUUUGAGGACUGUCCAUCAACACAUUUUCUGUCAAGUGUGCGACUUAGAGCCCAGACUUAUGAACUUCAGGAAAGUAAUGUUCCUUUGAAACUGACCAUUGUAAAAACAGUGGGAUUUGGUGAUCAGGUGAACAAAGCAGAUAGCUAUCAGCCAAUAGUGGAUUAUAUAGAUGCACAAUUUGAAGCCUAUCUCAAGGAAGAGCUGAAAGUUAUACGUUCUUUAUUUAGCUACCAUGAUACUCGCAUCCAUGUCUGCCUCUAUUUCAUUUCACCUACAGGCCGCUCCCUAAAAACCAUAGAUUUGUUAACUAUGAGAAACCUAGACAGUAAGGUGAACAUUAUACCAGUUAUAGGCAAAGCAGACAGCAUUUCUAAAUCUGAGCUACAAGAGUUCAAGAAAAAAAUAAUGAGUGAAUUAGUUAGUAAUGGCAUCCGGAUAUACCAGUUUCCUACUGAUGAUGAAACCAUUUCUGAGAUUAAUGCUAUGACAAAUGGUUAUUUGCCAUUUGCUGUGGUAGGAAGUAUGGAGAAGGUGAAAAUUGGAAACAAAAUGGUGAGAGCUCGUCAAUACCCUUGGGGCAUUGUAAAAGUGGAAAACGAGAGCCACUGUGACACUAUAAAGCUUCGCAGGAUGCUUUGCACAAAUAUGGAAGACUUAAGAGAGAAGACUCGUGCAUAUUAUGAGUCAUACCGACGCUGCAGACUGGAAAAGUUGGGUUGCAGAGACAUUGGCCCUGAGAACAAAUCGGUCAGGUACUGACUAAAUUUGAAUGUCUUACGCUAAUGCAUCAAGAAGAGGAGCUGAAAUUAGGGGAAAAGAAAAAACUUCUAGAAAAAGAAAUAGCUCAGUUUACUGAGAAGAAAACUAUCACUGAAUUGAUUCAGCCACAAGUGUCUAUCUCUACCCCUGUUGUUAGUUUGAAGACACAAGGACUGCAAAAAGUAAGUGCUGAUGCUAGUCAUCAGAGGCAGCAAUGAAAAAAUUCUUCUAUAACUCAAAUUUCAGUAAUCUUUUAGAAAAGACAGAAACAUGCUCCUAUUCUGUGAUAAGAAGACAAAGGUGUAUAAAUGAUCCUCAUGCUUGGAUUUACUUUUAGAGUAAUUGCUGUAUGUUCUAUGAGCAUUGUUUUAUUUUUCUUUUCUUUUUUUCCAUGAAAGAACCAAGAUUUUCAACUUGAAGUCCAGUGCUUUCAUGUCAGAGAUGAAGGAACUAUGAAUGUUGGAGAGCAGAGCAAGAGGGAGAGUGAGAAAGAGGAGUUAGAGAGAGAAAUUAAUCCAGGGAAUUUCAAGAAUAGUAUUUGAUUGCAGCACUCAGGUUUUGAAUGUAGGAUAUGUUAGUAGUUUUAUGAAGCGGUCUAACUACUCUUGUCCCAUAUUAGAUGUGUCUUCCUAGUACAAAUUAUUGAGAGAAGAGAUUGAUAAAAUUUGCUGUAAAAACACAAAGUGCAGAAUAUGACCCAAUAAAAAUUUCAUUUUCUACCCACUCACUUCUUUCUUUCACCACUCUCAUAAGAAGAACUUGAAUAAAUUGUGAAAAUUCAGAAAUAUUUUCAAAAGUAGUACCCAGAAUAACAUGUCCAACUGAUCUAUAUAAAAAAGGUGGAAUUAAAUACUCAUAAAUUAAAUUGACUCAAAUGUUUCUCCUCCAAAACCAGAAGUCAAUUAACUUACUAAUUUUCUUUCCUGGUAGCUUACAAAUUUACUGCAGAUAGCAUUUUGUUAAUUAAUAACUUCCUGCAGUUGAAAACAGAUUUCUUGGUUCUGAGUUUAUUUAUAACUGCUAGAUUCUACAGAAGUUUAGAAGCUAUAUUGGAGCACAUAUUUCCACAGAUAUCAUCAAGCUUUGAUAUUUUUGGGCUGUAUGCUAGAAGCCAAAUUUGGCCAAAAUUCAUUGCAUUUCAACUACUGUUACCAAAUUCCUUUUCCUGAUUCAUUUUUUUUCUGGAUUUACAUAUGAAAGUGGAAUUUUUGGUAACAGAAGUCAUUAUCUGCACUACUAUGAGUAACUCCUGUGGUUUAGUUUUAUUUCUUCAGAGUAUGUUAAGUAUAUAUGCUUGCUGUGUUUUUUCAGUUCCAUCUUUACAUAAUACUGAUGACAGAAAACACAAUAUUGAUAAUUUCUUAUGAGGAAGCAGUGAUUCAUGGUGUGCUCUUGAAGGUAUAGGAGUUCCUGUUUCUUAGUAAAAUGUUUGGCUAAUCUUUUGUAGCUGUAUCCUGCAAAACAAUAAUUUUUAAGCAUGAUCUGUAUACACACAGUGUGGUGGUUACUGUCAUUGUCAUCACGGGCUUUCUGUUACAGCUCUGCCUUGAUACGUGUUUGCCUUACAUAAGUGUGGUCAGCUUGCUUUAAUUUUAAAAUGUGCCAAAGAAGGUGUCCUUGCCAUAAAUAGUUCCAUUCAGACUAUGAAUAGUGUUGUGCAAAAGUAUUUGGUGAAUAUAUCCACUACAAGCUUCCUAAAGAGUUCUUUUCAAAUUGUAGUGUUUAUUAGUCCACUAAGUGUUAUUUAAUAUAACUAUUGACAUAUUUGAACCAUUUACUGAUUUUGCUGACAGGUUUUUGUUUAUAGGCUCUUAUGUACAAGCAGUGUUCUAAAUUUCAGAUAUGGUCUUUUAAAUCAAAAUUUACUGAGAUACCUUUGCAAUGCUGUACUGUUGCAGGAUAGUUCAUCUGAUAUUACUCAGUAUGGAAAGUACCUAUAUUUGAUGUUUGAGUGUGGUAUUCAGUUACAGUUGAAGAUCUACAAAAACUCCAGGUU
Molecule: messenger RNA, 3013 nt
Organism: Sturnus vulgaris (Common starling)
Lineage: Eukaryota; Metazoa; Chordata; Aves; Passeriformes; Sturnidae
Gene: SEPTIN10
Product: septin 10
Molecular function (GO): GTP binding
Source: RefSeq, a predicted model, not a curated record